This is a messenger RNA of Ooceraea biroi (clonal raider ant), 3340 nucleotides long. It is a transcript of the gene AGBE, whose product is annotated as 1,4-alpha-glucan-branching enzyme. Gene Ontology annotation, cellular component: cytoplasm. Gene Ontology annotation, molecular function: 1,4-alpha-glucan branching enzyme activity; hydrolase activity, hydrolyzing O-glycosyl compounds; cation binding. The record is from RefSeq and is a predicted model, not a curated record. Gene Ontology annotation, biological process: glycogen biosynthetic process. NCBI's taxonomy places the organism in Eukaryota, Metazoa, Arthropoda, Insecta, Hymenoptera, Formicidae.
AUUGUAUGUUUGUUUUAAAAUUACCGCCCUGCAACGAGAAUCAAUCAAUACUUUUGCGUCGCCAUAAUUACUCCAACGUGUGCUUACUAAUAAUAAAUUCGACAAAUAGUUUUUUCUGUAAACAAACUUUACAAGAAACUUCACAAAUUACAGAUUUAUUGAACUCGAUGCAUGAGUUAAUAACCUCUGAUAGUGAUAUUUAUUGCAAUGAUAUUUAUCACUAUAAUUUUAUUUAUUUUUUUUUUAAAUGUCCCGGUUGGGACGAAAACGCCUUCAACCCGCCUCUCUAGGGUUAUUUAGCGUAAACUUCAAAACCAUUUUUCCAUUCAAUCCCUUUUAAACUCAAUAACACGUUAUUUCUCCAUUCAAUCGCUUGUAAACUCGAUAACACGUCCAAAAACUCAAAAAUACAACAACCAAAAUCACAUACUAUAAUUUUAUACGCUUUACUUGGUUAGAUUACCGGCACUGAAACUUCCUACGGGAAUAAACAUGGCGGUGGCAAACGUCAAACUACAUCGGAAAUUAGUUACUAAACCUGUCACACUCGUGACUCGUGUGUUGCUAUUUGGAGCGUAAUUAUGUAAACGGUAGCUGUGAGAUUCAGUUAUUAAUCGUGCACCAUAGCUCUCUUCCCUCUUCUGCGUGUUCGAUGCGGAGUCAGCCGAUCGAAGGAGUAGUGGAGGGGAUCACCUUGACUUGUCAUUCAAAUUUAGCCGGUCCAUGCUCCGAUCACGCUGUCGAUUCGAUUAAUGAACACUUGCGCGUGAUAUCAGAAACAUGGGAGGAAAAUGGUCCAGCAUGGAUCCCUCGCAGGUCGAGGUUCCAGAAAUAGAGACCCUCUUGAAGAGGGAUCCUUAUUUGAAGCCGUACGAGAAUGACAUUCGCCGGAGAUAUGCCAUAUUCCUGGAUUACGUUGAGAAGAUACAGGCAGGAGACGGGGACCUGAAACAUUUUACAACGGCAUACGAGAGUUUUGGAAUUCACGUUCAAGAUGACAACAGUGUCGUUGCAAUGGAGUGGGCACCUGGUGCGCAGGAAGUGUUCCUCACUGGAGAUUUCAAUAAUUGGAACAAGACUGCUACGCCAUAUAAGAAACUGGAGUAUGGAAAGUGGGAGCUGCGUUUACCUCCAAAUGCGGAUGGCAGUUGUCCUUUGAAGCACCUGUCGGAAGUAAAACUCAUCAUCAAAGAUCACAAUAACGAGUUGCUGGAAAGACUGAGUCCUUGGGCGACUUACGUAAUGCAGCCACCGAAUAAAUCCGAGGGAACUACUUACAAGCAACGCAUAUGGCAUCCUGAAAAUGUGUACAAGUUUAAGCAUCCCAAGCCGAAGAGACCGGAGAGUCUCAGGAUUUACGAAUGCCACGUCGGGAUUGCUACGCAGGAGCUGCGGGUCGGUAGCUACCUGGAAUUUGCCAAAUUGGUGAUACCAAGAAUCGUGAGGCAGGGGUACAACGCGAUACAGCUGAUGGCGAUCAUGGAGCAUGCUUACUACGCAAGUUUUGGGUAUCAGGUGACUUCCUUUUAUGCGGCUUCGUCGCGCUACGGAACUCCAGAGGAGCUGAAGGAAUUGGUGGACGUGGCGCAUCAGCACGGUCUGUACGUUCUGCUGGACGUGGUGCACUCGCACGCCUCCAAGAACACCUUGGACGGCUUGAACAUGUUCGACGGUACGGACGCGUGUUUCUUCCACAGCGGCAGUCGCGGCGAGCACUCGCUCUGGGACAGCCGGCUGUUCAAUUACGGCGAGUACGAGGUACUCCGAUUCUUACUGUCCAACUUGCGUUGGUACAUCGAGGAGUAUGGCUUCGACGGAUUCAGAUUUGAUGGUGUCACAUCGAUGUUGUAUCACUCGAGAGGCUUGGGACAGGGCUUCAGCGGCCAUUACGACGAAUAUUAUGGCCUAAACAUCGACGUGGAAGGCAUAGUGUACCUGAUGAUGGCUAAUCACAUGCUGCACGAAAUUUAUCCAGAGAUCGUCACGAUUGCCGAAGACGUUAGCGGCAUGCCAGGCGUUUGCAGGCCCGUCGCGGAGGGCGGAAUGGGAUUUGACUAUCGAUUGGCCAUGGCUAUCCCCGACAAGUGGAUAAAACUGCUAAAGGCAGUCAAGGAUGACGACUGGAAUGUCGGUGACAUUUGCUGGACACUGUCGAAUCGCAGAUGGAUGGAGAAAGCGGUCGCUUACGCGGAAUCUCACGAUCAAGCCCUCGUGGGCGAUAAAACGAUCGCAUUUUGGCUCAUGGACAAGGAGAUGUACACACACAUGAGCGUGCUAGGCUCGUCCAGCGACAUCAUAUCGCGCGGCAUUGCCCUCCACAAUCUAAUCAUGCUGAUUACGCACGCUCUGGGUGGGGAAGCUUAUCUAAACUUUAUGGGCAACGAGUUUGGUCAUCCGGAAUGGCUGGAUUUCCCGAGGCACGGCAACGCGGACAGUUACCACUACGCCAGGCGUCAGUGGCAGUUGGUGGACGACGAGCUACUCAAGUACAAGUUCAUGAACAACUGGGAUCGCGCCGUGAACACGCUCGAGGAGAAAUACGGAUGGCUGCAUGCUCAUCCUGGCUACGUGAGCUGGAAGCACGAAGACGACAAGGUGAUCGUCUUCGACCGAGCGGAUCUCGUGUUCGUCUUCAAUUUUCAUCCAGUCAAGUCGUUCGCCGAUUAUCCGGUCGGUAUAAAAAAUCCGGGAAUGUACAAAAUCGUCCUGUGCAGCGAUGAUGAACAGUUCGGUGGAGGACGUCGCGUAGACACGAACGUGCAACAUUUCACGCAAGCAGAACCAUUUUCCGCGCAUCCACACAAGAUGAUGAUCUACAUUCCGUGUCGCACUGCUGUAGUUUACGCGCGGAUUGAUGGAUAACUGCUGUCUCCAUGGAAGCUGUCCAAGAAUCCAUGAUGUAAUAACUGAAGAAAAUCGAGUUUAUUACGACUGGGAUUAGAACAGUUGCGUAAUAGUCUCCCAAGAGGUCCUAUUUUUAUAGAGUAUAACUCAGGAACACAUAAAGAGAUAAGCGAUCAAUCCUAGAAAAAGCUUUUUCUUUGGAACUGUUAUUUUUCUCUCUUAUGUCCAAGUGCCUGACUUAAAAUAUACGAGAUAGGUUUUAUUAGAGAUCUUAUGGAUUGUAUCAAAUUAAUAUUCAUAAGUUCGACGGAACAAAGAUGUUCCUUUACGCUGCAAUAGACUGUCACUAACAAUUAUGCUUACGUACUUGUAUAUCUGUACAAGUGCGUCUCUCCUUCCAGUCAGAUUUUUAUAUUAAAAUGUAUAUCUGUAUAUUUUGGUUAUUAAUUUACAAAUGUACAUGGUUAAAUGUUCCAUAAAACUCUUUUGAACAAUC